Molecule: messenger RNA, 1144 nt
Organism: Penicilliopsis zonata CBS 506.65
Lineage: Eukaryota; Fungi; Ascomycota; Eurotiomycetes; Eurotiales; Aspergillaceae
Exons: 2
Coding region: 88-1011 (307 amino acids)
Source: RefSeq, a predicted model, not a curated record
GUUUUACAUUCACCUUCCCUUUUUUUUGCUAAUCACUAUCUAUUCGCAGCAGUAAAUCAAGGCAUCUCUUCUUCUGAUCCAUCCAAGAUGCCAGCUCCAGUCGCAAAAGGGAUCAUAAUUACGGUUUCAGUAAUCGUUGCUGCCGGGAUUGCAAUAUAUGAGUCUCCGCAGUUUCGACAGUGGGUCAAUAACUCUCGACGGAAAGUCGCCGUUGCAUUGCACAACCUCGGCGAUGAGAUAUAUCCAAGGGAAUCAAGCCCUCUUAGGGAAGAUAUAUCCAUGUCAGAAGAGGUCAGUCCAGAUGCUGAAGAGCGGAGGAGGAUUGCUCGAGAGGAGAUUCUCCGCCGGGGAGUCGAGGCACGGCGCCGGAAGCGAGGAACCUCGAGUCUAGGCUCCUUCGAUGCUCUUGUCGACAAGGAUGGAAAUUUACGGAAGUCUGCGAUGCUUGGAGUCCCUGACGAUACGAUUGCCAGCUCUACUGCGGUUGAUGUAGCUGGGAUCCAGUCUCUGGUUGGUGAGGGAAACCCCAAGGAUACUAGCCCUGCUGUUGCCGAGACCGAAUCCCAGUACAAUCAAGAAUUGCCCGAGGCCAUCGGCAGUGAUGGACUGCAUCUGGAAAUUUCGUCAGAAAUGUCGCCCAUCAGUGGACCUCUCCUUGACUUGACACCGACUUCAGAAGCCCCUGAUCACCCGUUUUCCAUGGGGUCGAGCCAAACGGAAGACGGCCUUUCCGAAACAUAUUAUGCCCAUCCCGAUCAUACGACUACUAACAACACAAUGUCGUCGUCAAGCUCACCCUUUGCAGAUGCGCUCCAGUACGUGGCUCACCAGGAAGAUUCAUCUGCUGCCUCGACAACUGGAAGCUAUAGUCAUAUCGACGAGGCUGCCACAGACACUCUUUCAGAUGAUACCUUGAGUGAGAUUGGUGUCCCGACGGAUGGCAUUGCCACCCCGGCCAGCUGGUCAGAGGUAGGAAGUGUAAUCAGCGGUGAUGACAUGGGUCAUCAUUGAUUUUGUACCUGUUUUUUUUUUUGGUUCUUUGAUCUCUUGCUUUUAUAUACGCAGGAUUCUUUUCUUGGGGCGGCGUACUGGACGGAGUACUAACUAAUAUGCGUGUGCCCGGAAUUUCAUCACCUUUUCCUUC